This is a messenger RNA of Choloepus didactylus (southern two-toed sloth), 3343 nucleotides long. It is a transcript of the gene MYO1G, whose product is annotated as myosin IG. Gene Ontology annotation, molecular function: ATP binding; microfilament motor activity; actin filament binding. NCBI's taxonomy places the organism in Eukaryota, Metazoa, Chordata, Mammalia, Pilosa, Megalonychidae. The record is from RefSeq and is a predicted model, not a curated record. Gene Ontology annotation, biological process: vesicle transport along actin filament; actin filament organization. The transcript has 22 exons. The coding region runs from base 202 to 3240 and encodes 1012 amino acids. Gene Ontology annotation, cellular component: actin cytoskeleton; cytoplasm; microvillus.
AGCACCUCGGAGGGGAAGGGAACCGGCGGGUGGGAAGGGCUGCCCCUCCCGAGGGCCAGAACCCAGUUCCUAUUUCACUUCAGCGCUGGAGGUGCGGCGUGCGGGCGAGGGGGACCCGGGAGACCCCCGCCUCGGCCCCUCCUGCCGGACUGGCACACCAAGGACAGGGCAGCCAGGUUUGGGUGUCCCCCGGCCGGCAGGAUGGAAGAGGAAGGCCCCGAGUAUGGCAAGCCUGACUUCGUGCUUCUGGACCAAGUGACCAUGGAAGACUUCAUGGAGAACCUGAAGCUCAGGUUUGAGAAGGGCCGCAUCUACACCUACAUCGGCGAGGUGCUGGUCUCCGUGAACCCCUACCAAGAGUUGCCACUCUAUGGUCCUGAGGCCAUCGCGCAGCACCAGGGCCGCGAGCUCUACGAGCGGCCGCCCCACCUCUACGCUGUCGCCAAUGCAGCCUACAAGGCCAUGAAGCGCCGGUCCAGGGACACCUGCAUUGUCAUCUCAGGGGAAAGUGGGGCAGGGAAGACAGAAGCCAGCAAGUACAUCAUGCAGUACAUCGCAGCCGUCACCAAUCCAAGCCAGAGGGCUGAAGUGGAGAGGGUCAAGGAGGUGCUGCUGGGCUCCACCUGCGUCCUGGAAGCCUUCGGCAACGCGCGCACCAACCGCAACCACAACUCCAGCCGCUUUGGCAAGUACAUGGACAUCAAUUUUGACUUCAAGGGAGAACCCAUCGGGGGACACAUCCACAGCUACCUGCUGGAGAAGUCUCGGGUCCUCAAGCAGCACGUGGGAGAAAGGAACUUCCACUCCUUCUAUCAGGUGCUGCAGGGGAGUGAGGAUAAGGUGCUGCAGGAACUACACUUGGAGAGGAACCCUGCUCUGUAUAAUUUCACCCGCCAGGGAGCAGGGCUUAGUACUUUAGAUAGCGAUGAGAAGAACUACCAAGCAGUGACCCAGGCUAUGAAGGUGAUUGGCUUCAGUCCCGAGGAGGUGGGCUCAGUGCAUCGGAUCCUGGCAGCCAUCCUGCACCUGGGAAACAUUGAGUUUGUGGAGAUGGAGUCAAACGGGCCAGAGAAGGGGGGCCUGGCAGUGGCCGAGGAGGUGCUGGUGGACCACGUGGCUGAGCUGACGGCCACUCCUCGGGACCUGGUGCUCCGCUCCCUGCUGGCUCGCACUGUGGCCUCAGGCGGCAGAGACCUCAUCGAGAAGGGCCACACUGCAGCCGAGGCCUGCUAUGCCCGGGACGCCUGCGCCAAGGCGGUGUACCAGAGGCUGUUUGAGUGGGUUGUGGACCGGAUUAACAGCAUCAUGGAAGCCCGUGGCCGGGACCCUCGACGAGAUGGCAAGGACACGGUCAUCGGCGUGCUGGACAUCUAUGGCUUCGAGGUGUUCCCUGUCAACAGCUUUGAGCAGUUCUGUAUCAACUACUGCAACGAGAAGCUGCAGCAGCUGUUCAUCCAGCUCAUCCUGAAGCAGGAGCAGGAGGAGUACCAGCGCGAGGGCAUCACCUGGCAGACUAUCGAGUAUUUUAACAACGCGGCCAUCGUGGAGCUGGUGGAGCGGCCGCACCGGGGCAUCCUGGCCGUGCUGGACGAGGCUUGCAGCUCCGCGGGCCCCAUCACCGACCGGAUCUUCCUGCAGACCUUGGACACGCACCACCGGCACCACCCCCACUACACCAGCCGCCAGCUCUGCCCUACAGACAAGACCAUGGAGUUUGGCCGAGACUUCCGGAUCAAGCACUAUGCCGGGGACGUCACGUACUCUGUGGAGGGCUUCAUCGAUAAGAACAGAGAUUUCCUCUUCCAGGAUUUCAAGCGGCUGCUGUAUAAUAGCACGGAUCCCACCCUGAAAGCCAUGUGGCCGGAUGGACAGCAGGACAUCACGGAGGUGACCAAGCGUCCCCUGACAGCCGGCACUCUUUUUAAGAACUCCAUGGUGGCCCUGGUGGAAAACCUGGCCUCCAAGGAGCCCUACUACGUCCGCUGCAUCAAGCCCAAUGAGGACAAGGUCCCCGGGAAGCUGGACGAGAGCCACUGCCGCCACCAGGUCUCCUACCUCGGGCUGCUGGAGAACGUGCGGGUCCGCAGGGCUGGCUUUGCUUCCCGCCAGCCCUACCCUCGAUUCCUUCUCAGGUACAAGAUGACCUGCGAGUACACCUGGCCCAAUCAUCUGCUGGGCUCGGACAAGGCGGCUGUGGGCGCCCUCCUGGAGCAGCACGGGCUGCAGGGGGACGUGGCCUUUGGCCACAGCAAGCUGUUCAUCCGCUCCGCCCAGACUCUGGUCACGCUGGAGCAGAGCCGGGCCCGCCUCAUCCCCAUCAUCGUGCUGCUGCUGCAGAAGGCCUGGCGGGGCACCCUUGCGAGGUGGCGGUGCCGGCGCCUGCGCGCCAUCUACACCAUCAUGAGCUGGUUCCGGCGGCACAAGGUGCGCGCCCACCUGGCAGAGCUGCAGCGACGCUUCCAGGCUGCGCGGCAGCCUCCGCUCUACGGCCGCGACCUCACCUGGCCGCCGGCCCCCGCCGUCCUGCAGCCCUUCCAGGACACUUGCCGGGCGCUCUUCUGCAGGUGGCGGGCCCGGCAGCUGGUGAAGAACAUCCCCCCUUCGGACAUGGCCCAAAUCAAGGCCAAGGUGGCCGCCAUGGGGGCCCUGCAAGGGUUGCGCCAGGACUGGGGCUGCCAGCGGGCCUGGGCCCGUGACUACUUGUCCUCGGCCUCCGACAACCCCACAGCCUCGGGCCUCUUCGCGCAGCGACUGAAGAGCCUUCGGGAAAAGGAUGGCUUUGGGGCUGUACUCUUUUCUAGCCAUGUCCGCAAGGUGAAUCGCUUCCGGAAGAGCCGGGACCGGGCACUCCUGCUCACAGACCGGCACUUGUACAAGCUGGAGCCGGGCAAGCAGUACCGGGUGAUGCGGGCCGUGCCGCUCCAGGCGGUGACAGGGGUGAGCGUGACCAGUGGGCGGGACCAGCUGGUGGUGCUGCACGCCCGGGGCCAGGACGACCUGGUGGUCUGCCUGCACCGCACCCAGCCGGAGCUGGACAACCGCGUCGGGGAGCUGGUGGGCGUGCUGGCCGCCCAUUGCCAAGGGGAGGGCCAGGCCCUGGAGGUCCGCGUCUCUGACUGCAUCCCGCUGAGCCAGCGCGGAGCCCGGCGCCUUGUCUCCGUGGAGCCCAAACCCGAGCAGCCAGCCCCAGACUUCCGCUGCAGCCGCAACGCCUUCACCCUCCUCUGGCCGAGCCCCUGAGCCGGCUGCACCCAGCUCCUUGCCCCGGGUCCCCACCCCUGCUGAGGUCUAGGAUUGCUCCUAGACUGUCAGCUCACUGUCCAAAUAAAGUCUGCUGUGUCCA